Molecule: messenger RNA, 708 nt
Organism: Racocetra fulgida
Lineage: Eukaryota; Fungi; Glomeromycota; Glomeromycetes; Diversisporales; Gigasporaceae
Source: the annotation of a GenBank genome assembly
AUGACCGGACGUGGUAAUGAUCAAGAUUCAGUUCAAACUUCUGAUACUGACGAUGAAAAUAACCUACUAAUUACUGAAAGUAGUGGAGCCCAACAAUCACGCAAACACUCUGAGAAUAAUAACAAAAGAGUAUCUUCUGCUGGACUUAUUAAUUCAUCAAUUACACCUAGAAUUAUAGAAGAACAAAUAGAUAAAGUAUAUGAUCGCUUAUUUUCUCAUUUGAAAUCAAAAGUUCAGCAAGCAAAAUCAGUUAUACUUUCGAUUAGUGUGACUAUUGAUGAUGAUUAUGAAUCAUAUAUAAUAAUCACUUAUGAUUGGUUAACCGAGGAUUUUGAAUUUUAUAGACUCUUUAUGCAUGUGAAGAAUUGGCCUUUUGGAUGUUAUACAUUUGUUGACGAUAUUAACGAGGCUUUAAUUAGUUGGGAAUUAACCAAUUUGAAGUUUAUUACCUGCAAUUCAAUAGAUUUCGAUUAUUUUGACGAUUUUUAUAGCAACUUAGAAGAUGAGAUCGAAAAUAUUAUUAUAUGUGUAAUCGGGGAUAGUGGUAAUGGUUUAAUAAUGCAUAGUUUAAAAAGAUGGGCAAAAAAUGCACAGGAAAUAUCUAACCAAGGAAUAUCUGACAUUAUCACUGCCGUUUUGAAUGCUACUAAAUACCUUAGUUCAGUAGUAGAGUUUUUAAAGGAUAAAAGAACUCUAAGAGCAAUGCAG